Molecule: messenger RNA, 1824 nt
Organism: Choloepus didactylus (southern two-toed sloth)
Lineage: Eukaryota; Metazoa; Chordata; Mammalia; Pilosa; Megalonychidae
Gene: COQ2
Product: coenzyme Q2, polyprenyltransferase
Exons: 8
Coding region: 29-1180 (383 amino acids)
Biological process (GO): ubiquinone biosynthetic process
Cellular component (GO): mitochondrial inner membrane
Source: RefSeq, a predicted model, not a curated record
CAGGGUCGGGCUACGCCCUACUAGCACCAUGCUGGCCUCACGCGGCGCGGGACUCACGCCGGUACUGCGGGCCGUGACGCAGACUUGGCUGCGGGGCGAUCGGGGCCAUUCCCUGGCGCUGGAGCGCGCGGCUGGCGUGGCUGGCGCGCCCCGCGUUGGGGACUGGCGGCUCUCACCCUGGGCUACACCCGGGCCGAUGCCGCGCGGCCGACCGCUCAGCGUAGCGGCGGCAGUGGUGGACUCGGCGCCCCGCCCUCUGCAGCCGUACCUGCGCCUCAUGCGGUUGGACAAACCCAUUGGAACCUGGCUGCUGUAUCUGCCAUGUACCUGGAGCAUCAGCUUGGCAGCUGAACCGGGUUGUUUUCCGGACUGGUACAUGUUAUCCCUCUUUGGUACUGGAGCUGUUCUGAUGCGUGGAGCAGGCUGUACUAUUAAUGACAUGUGGGACCGGGACUUUGAUAAAAAGGUUACAAGGACAGCAAAUCGCCCAAUAGCUGCUGGAGACAUUUCAACUUUUCGAUCCUUUGUUUUUCUUGGAGGACAGCUGACCUUGGCACUGGGUGUUCUUCUGUGUUUGAAUUACUACAGCAUAGCUCUGGGAGCAGCAUCCCUACUUCUUGUCAUCACCUACCCGCUAAUGAAAAGAAUAACAUACUGGCCUCAGUUAGCCUUGGGGUUGACUUUCAAUUGGGGAGCAUUACUUGGAUGGUCUGCUAUCAAGGGCUCCUGCGAUCCGUCUGUUUGCCUGCCUCUUUAUUUUUCUGGAAUUAUGUGGACACUAAUAUAUGAUACUAUCUAUGCACAUCAGGACAAAAGAGAUGAUGCUCUCAUUGGUCUGAAAUCGACGGCGCUGCGGUUCCAUGAGAACACCAAGCGGUGGCUCAGUGGCUUCGGUCUGGCCAUGCUGGGGGCGCUGAGCCUGGUGGGAGUGAACUGUGACCAGACGGCUCCCUACUACACUGCCCUGGCCGCUGUUGGAACCCACCUGGCUCACCAGCUCCAGCAUUUAUUUGGAAGAUCUGGUGUGUGUGUGCAGCCACAGAGACAAGAAAACAGGCAUCAACAAAGGAGAAUGCUUUCAGCACUGAGAGGAGCUACAGGGCCAGCCAGAAGUCAAGAAAAUCCCAGAAGAGAAAGGAGAGGAAGCCACAACGUGCAUUGCCAUGUGACAGAAAAGUAAAGGGACCCCAAAGAUUGCCAGUCAGCCAGAGACACUGACCCCGGGAGGAAGCAAGCCUUUAGCCUCUGAAACCAUAAACCAAUAAAUUCCUGUUAAGUCAACCCAUUGUAUGGUAUUUUUUUUAGCAGCUGGGAAACUAGAACAGACACCAACAGAGUGCCCAAGUUGAGACAUCUUGAACUACCAGUAAGUCACAUUGUAAAACAGUCAUAACCCCACCUCACGAAGGAGCCAACAUAGCGUCUUGAUCAGUGAUGUCCAAAGGCCUCCUGCAAUGUUGGGAAAUGAGUCACCACACCUUGCUCAUUAUCAGAUACUUGGUUGGGAACAGUGAUGCCACCUUGCUUAACCUCAGGAAUAAUAACUGAUAAAGGACAUGAAAUGAAAAGUUACCCACAGCUGUCUCUCUCUUAUCUUUUUAAAAUAAUAUUUUCUGCAUUUUUUUCCUAAUGCAAAAGUAGCAUAUAUUGUGGUAAGUCUAAAAUAGGAAAAGCACAAAGGAAGAAAAUAAAAAUUAUCUAUAACACCAUUAUCCAAGGACAAUGCACUGUUAUCAGACUAAUAGUCAUCUUGGCUUUUACUACACAUAUAAACAUUUUUAAUAAAAUUGAGACACACUGUACUUCUUUUCAAAACUUUUUUCA